AUGCCCGUCUCUGGUGCCUUGAUGGUCAACACCUCAGCCACAGUAGGCAACCCCUCUCCGCCUGAAUCCCUAUACGACAUCACCGAAGGGUCCAUCCGCGGAUCUUAUGGCAGGCCCAGUCCCGUAUACAGCGGCGCCGAGUUGUCCGCUGGGGGCGUGUACCCCACUGAAUCUGACUACGCCUUCAACAAUUUCGACACAAGCUCUCUGGACUGGUCUACAAACCCACCACUGUCACCACCCCCGGAGCCAUUUGUCAAGGAUAUGUUUGAAGUUCCGGACGAGGCUUAUAGAUCAUCGGGAGAAACCGUCUGCGAAUAUGUUGGCGUUUCCAAGAUCCAAGCGUACAGGUUAGGACCACAUUUCAGAACGAGGGACCCAGAUACUAACCCAGUCAGCAAGUCUGGCCGCUCCCAACCCAGGCCUAUUCGACCCUCCAAUGAACGCACCAGUUCCCAGGACAGUACCGAGGACGCAUCCAGUCCAGGAUCCAAGGACGAUGGCGACAAAGUCAAGGCCCGUAGCGACCCCCUGUACGACAUGAAGCCCGACAAGGACGGGCUCUACCACUGCCCCAAGAAGAACGAAUUGAACUGCACCCACAAACCCACCAAGCAAAAGUGCAUCUUUGCGCCCUACACUUGCCGGUUCGCUAGCUCCAAGCAGGACUGCGAGGAUCUCCGCUUCUCAUCCAAUGCCUGCUUGUUCCGACACGAGCGUGAGGCGCACGGCAUGCACAACCAUGGGCACAACCCUUACCUAUGCAACUUCGCGGACUGUGACCGAGCCAAGCCUGGCAAUGGAUUCCCAAGGAGAUGGAACCAGCGUGAUCAUAUGAAACGUGUACACGGCUUUGACGACAAUCAGUCCGCUGCCGAUCGCCGACGGCGCAACGGACCCUCCUCGGUGCCCAUGAGGCGAUCUGGCUCCGGUGGCCGGCCACGUGGGCCUCAGCCGUACUCGAAGGAAGGUCGCCCUGCUGUGACACCUCGCCAUGCCCAGAUGCUGUAUGCUCCUGUGCCGGACUACGCUUUGCCCGUGACCAACGCUGCUCUGGAUCAGUUCCAGUAUGCACCCAGUCCUCAUACUCUGUACUACCACCCGGUGUACUGA
Messenger RNA from Cyphellophora europaea CBS 101466, 1113 nucleotides. RefSeq lists its product as uncharacterized. NCBI's taxonomy places the organism in Eukaryota, Fungi, Ascomycota, Eurotiomycetes, Chaetothyriales, Cyphellophoraceae. Bases 1 to 1113 code for a protein of 370 amino acids. The record is from RefSeq and is a predicted model, not a curated record. The transcript is spliced from 2 exons.